Cladocopium goreaui is the source of this 954-nucleotide messenger RNA. NCBI's taxonomy places the organism in Eukaryota, Dinophyceae, Suessiales, Symbiodiniaceae. The record is from the annotation of a GenBank genome assembly.
AUGUGCAAGAGGCAUUGGACAACCGGCUGGCGUCACGAGACGCAACCAGCAUAUGCCUGGGAAGCCGAAGAAGAAGGGCAGCCUUGGAAAGGCUGGGAAUCGCCCCGUUCGGGGCGCCAGGCAUUGAAGCCUGCAAGAAGCAAGAGCAAUCGAGCCAGGAAAGGUCGUGGAAAGGGUGCGACUGGGGGAAACGAGACGUUGCAGCCAUCCCCUUUUGCAGCACCGGCACAGAUACCUCCGUGGCCGUCACCAGAUGCAAGUUUUGUGGCGAGCAAUAUGCCCAGCAAGGGUCAAGCCAGUUCUGCAUCUGUCCCAGCCAGCGAUCUUUUGAUCGCUGUACGCAAGCAGUAUCCAGACAUUUCCAAGGCACCACCCGAGGUGAGGGAGGCAGUGGAGAAAGAAGAAGCCAGCAAUUCCCAAAGAAUUGGAGCCGAUCUUCACCGAACCUCAUCCCAGAUCAACAAAGCCACCAAGCAACUGAACCAGUUGAGGGAAGCUCGCCGCCGGCACAGGGAACAGUGGCUGCGACACCUCAAGGAUUCUAUCACCGCUUGGGAGAAUCAGAUGAAGGCGUUUCAAGAUCAACAGAAACAAUAUAUCGAUCAGACAAACAAGGCAAAAGCGGAGUUAUCAGCUGCCAGAAGGAAUCUACAAACGCUCAACAAGCUUGCAGGACUGCAAACCAGUGUGAAGCCCGAACAUGCAGAGAGCCAGGAUCUAGAGGAUGGCCCAGGAGACCUGGAUGCAACAGAGACUGCACUGACAAAGCAGGUACAAGAUUGUUUGAAGCAGGCAGCAGCGAUUGUCAACCCGCUAGAUGUCCACGAUAUCAUGGACUCAGACGAAGAAGGAGAGGACGCACCCAAAACCAAGCGGCAGCGAUCAUUGGAGCCAUUUGGACAUCAAGCUUCUCUGGCGCCGCAGGCAUCUGGAGCUGCAGAAGGAUCGAUGUGA